AUGUUUGGUCUAGAUUCAAGCCAUCCGCAGCCAACAAUCCGCAUCUUCAAAAGUUCGCUCGGGCAUAUUUUCUCCACUUCCAUAUGCUCUUUAAUCGGUCUGAACUCCUGUCCCCCUCGUCUUUGUCAUUCUUUCUCUUUCCUACUCGACUAUCAUCGCUCUAAGCCUGUAGGCCACAGCUCCCCAAGUCCCCUCGACAACUCUCUGGUGACCGGCUGUUCUUCCUCUGCUGCAGUCACUGAUCCAGAUUCUAUCCACUCAACUGCUUUCUCAGGCGCACCCGAACCCGUCACCUUUACCGCAGCCCUCUCCCCCUCUGUCGGAGGUAACGAUAGCGCCAGCAACAAUAAUCCCAAUUCGGACAGUUCCGUUGGUCGUGCCACCGCUGGCCCUAGUGAGGGCUUGGAAUAUCGGACCUGGGAUCGAGAUCCAGCGCCCAGCAUCAGUGCUGGAGGCAGGCGACGCAGACACAAGAAGCGCAGCUGGGUUGGUGGAACGAAGGAUUCAACGAGUCAAUCACAUCGUAUUGAUGAUGCAAAAUGA
Messenger RNA from Protopolystoma xenopodis, 543 nucleotides. NCBI's taxonomy places the organism in Eukaryota, Metazoa, Platyhelminthes, Monogenea, Polystomatidea, Polystomatidae. The record is from the annotation of a GenBank genome assembly.